AUGGCUGGCGGGCCAUCAGCGUCGGAGGCGUACGGGGUCGAGCGGAGACUGACCGGGCGCGCCGACCCUCGGCCGGUGACCAGCGACGCGGCGUCGCGGGUCUGCCUGCUGUACGGCCCCCAAGGUCAGCUGUGGGAGAGCCUGCUCAGAGACGAGCUGCAGAACGGUGCCGUCAGCCGGGUCGAGGUCACCAGCUACGGCAUGGACCAGCUGCUGCCCCGGACCGACCCGGACGUCAUCCAAGACAUGGUCAGCUCACAUCUGCAGGUGGUCAUAAUGACACCGGAUCUCUUGCACAUGAUCGAGGCAGAACCUCAAAUGGGUCGCCUGUUCCUCCGAGACCGCACGAUGUGCCUCCUUGUGGGCGUCACCGAGGACCAGAUUUACGACAGGAACGUGGAAGGUCUGCAGUCGUUUCCAGCGUGGACAAAGCACACGGCAAGAAAUGAAGAUUGGGACUGUUUUUCACGCUUCAUUUCCACUGCAUAUGCAAGUCUGAACGACAUCCAGCAACAUACAGAACAAUGUAUGAAGCAAAGGUUUUCGGUCGCCACAGGAAGAGACGAUGAAGGCGGUGUGGUGGUCUACAUUCUGCUGAGUGAGCAGCUGCACGGCACGGACCAGGAGCUGACGGCCUGUCUGCACGGCGAUCCCGCCCGCCUGCCCGUUACCCGGCUCAACAUGGCCAGAAUGAAGAACCCCUACACCGCUCACUUUGCCCUGACAGAUGAAGAGUUCCGGGGGCUAUCAGGUGUUGAAAUUAUGCACAAGGGGCAAUCGUGGGGGAUGCAGCCCGUCCAUCGUCCGAGCGAACUGGAGGCGGACGCCAGCUUUUUGGACACUCUCACCUCACCGAUAGAGUUCCUCUGUCAGGCCCUUGGCAUCGAACCAGGCGCAAAAGAUGAGCUUGACUGCAUUUUAGAAGACACAUUCAGAAAGAACUGUCCACCGGGGAUCGAGCACCUAUGCUUCACUACCAACUUAGCCAAUAUUGAGCAGGCGGACGCUGUGUGUCCGACGCUGCUGCACCUGGCCGCGGCGCACGGGCUGGGGCAGCUCUGCAGCCGGCUGGUGGACGCUCCCGGCGGCGAGAACGCGCUGGCGCUGCCCAACAGGGACGACCAGCGGCCGUCCGACGGCGCACUGAGCGACCAGUCGGCAAUGCCAGCAGCUGACGACUGCAGCGGCGAGGCACGUCCUCCGCCAGGCGACGGACGCUUGCCACCCCUCAAGCUGCCGACCGAUGUACUCCACGUCACCCCAGAGACAAAGACCGCGCUGCCGGAGGGGGCCUAUAGACCUGCUGUCAGACGACAGCUGUCACUGGAGACGGAGCUGCUGGAGUUACUGCACGACUUCAGGAACAACAAGUACACUCUGUCGGAAAUAAACGCUAUCGCCCUAUCGUGGACCACCCGCAAAGACUUCAAGGAGGCUAUCCGACAGGACAACGAGCGGAGGAUCCGGGAACGCAACAAACACCAAAAGCAGGACUAUUUGGGACUGUUCAGCAAACUCUUCAACAUCAUGACCCCAUCCAAACGUAAAACCAAACAGGGUUGCCCAACCUCAGCGGCAUACCAGGAGCACAAGGUCAAGAAAUGCUACAGGCAAUACUGCCCGAUGCCUAGAAAAGCAACCUUCCAGUCAUACCAUCAGCAUCUUGCCAAGAACCCACCCCCGGAGCCAAGAGGCGUUCCACUCACGCCCAAGACGCUGGCCUCCGCCGACGCUGACGCCACGACCACCACUCUCCGCUUCGUCUCCGCUGCCUCAGCCACUGCCACUGCCACCGUCGUCGCCCACACCGCCGAAACCGCCCCGUCGCCGACUCACUCGGCCGACUUGGAGAGCAUGGUCCUGAACACGCCCCCAAUCCUGGUGCCGCCGCUGGUGUCAGGCAGGCCCGACUGGGGCUGGAAAAGGGACGGAGCUCCGGCCGCGCGGCGAUCGCCGCCGCCGCUGCCGGUGCGGCGGCCUAUCAAGCGGCCGUAAAGCCACGCGGACGCCGGGCCCGGGUGUUGUGACCUUCCUUGUGAUAGGUGUGCCGUGGCGGAUGACUUCGCGUUGGCGGGCUACGUAGCAGAGCACGUGGAAUGCCGCAGAUAUUGGGCACGCAUGUAUGCCGACCUCGUGAACUGGAAAGGCACAUCAACAACAUCCCAGCAGUGUUCAUUGGCAGUAACCAGCCGUAGUGUCUUCUCAACACCUCAAGCCGAAUAUUGACGACGGACUAGGCUGUUUCGUCUCUUCUCUAGGCUAGCCAUAUAAACACUAAGACGACCAUGUAACGUUAAAGGGCCAUGUUAACAUGGAACGGCCAUGUUAUAUGAUAAACGUCCGCAAACAUGCAAUCAAUGAUCUUGAUUUUUAGCAAGUGCUGCAUAAUAUUUUGCCGACAAUAUUUGGACCAUGAUUCCUGUCCCACUCGGCUCCCGACAUCAAUAUCAAUGAAACCUCCGUCUACAGGCGACGGUGAGCUGUUUCAGUGUACUCAGUGUGCCCGUGACAUUCAUGAGACUGGGUUGUGACAUGCGCAGUAGGCAAUGAUCAGGUCGUUGCAAACAAUACACUGAGUGGCUGCAAUA
Messenger RNA from Pollicipes pollicipes, 2588 nucleotides. It is a transcript of the gene stumps, whose product is annotated as DBB domain-containing protein stumps. The coding region runs from base 1 to 1995 and encodes 664 amino acids. Lineage: Eukaryota; Metazoa; Arthropoda; Thecostraca; Pollicipedomorpha; Pollicipedidae. The record is from RefSeq and is a predicted model, not a curated record. Gene Ontology annotation, molecular function: transmembrane receptor protein tyrosine kinase adaptor activity; fibroblast growth factor receptor binding. The transcript is spliced from 12 exons. Gene Ontology annotation, cellular component: cytosol.